Haplochromis burtoni (Burton's mouthbrooder) is the source of this 1592-nucleotide messenger RNA. Its product is annotated as myelin-associated glycoprotein. The record is from RefSeq and is a predicted model, not a curated record. Lineage: Eukaryota; Metazoa; Chordata; Actinopteri; Cichliformes; Cichlidae.
UUCUGUAUCCAGCAAUAAUAUCCAUUCUUGGAGUGCUACUGUUAGCACUGUUACUAUGUGUGUUUUUUAUCAGGGCUCAGAAGAGUCCCUGUAAAAAUAAAGGUCACUUAACAGACGAAAACAACACAGUUGCAACAAGUCAGCCUCUAACUGAAGAAGGAAAUGAGGAACCAAACACAGCAGAAGAGUGCAUUUAUGCAAAUGCUGAUGGGCUGAGAGGGGCAGAAAAUUUUCACCCUGCAAACAUCGCUGGACCAAGCAGCACUGACUUUCCAAACUCUGGGCCAAACCAUGCAGAAGGAGGACGUAAAAAAUCAGACAAGAAAGAGGACGAGUGCGAACUGAUUUACUCUAAUGUGAACUGGAAAAUGAAAAGCAAGAAAAAGAAGGGUGAAAAGUCUUUGGACAUGAAUCCAUCUGCCAGAUCUUAUUUGGAAGAGGAGAAGUGCAUGGUGAGGGGAGUUAACAGAAAGUCUGUGAGCAAUGCAGUAGAAAUGGGAGGCCUGUAUGCUCAAGUGGAGCCUAGAAAUAUGAGGAAGGAAGUGGGGUGUGAAUAUGCGCAAGUCAAAUUUAAAGAACAAAGCGCUAUGCAAAAAUAGAUAAAUAGUGCUGUGAAAAAAUAUUUACCCCAUAUUUCCUAACGUCUUGCUUUGUGCAAAAUUAAACUAAUCUUAAUAUUUGGAAAAAAUAACUCAAGUAAAUUCAAAAUUCACUUUAAAAAAAAAAAGUCCAAAUCUAUUAAAAAAUGUUGAUUAUCUGAAACAUUUUAAUGCGACAAAUAUGGAAGGAAAUAAGAAAUCAGACAAAUACUUUUCAUAACAUAUUGCAACCUUUUGCAUUGUUGAGCUUGCUACAAAACAAAUAAAUAGCUGGUCUGUUCUCUGGGUGUGUCCUUGACACAUGUAGUCACUAUGUGGCCAUUGAGCAAUACAAUUACAAUCCCUUCAUUCAGGUUUCUCUGGCACAGUAUCUCAGACACUGCCUGAUAUUUUCUUAAACUUGGUAACUACCAGGUGGCUACAACUGGUCCAAGGAGACCUGUUAGAGAAGCUAGGAGAAGCUCUGGACAUGAUUCAGCACACAAAUGGCGUGAGGAUAAAAACUCCUCUUGAGCCUCUCUGUUUUUGUUCGGAACCUUCUGCCUGAUUUCAGAAGCUGGAAGAGUUUGUUGCUGGGAUGGGAAUGGGUCCUUAAAAAUCUGAGUUAUUCUAGUCCAGCAUCUCCUGAUGUAAAUGUCCUGUAGGGAAGGGAGAGCAGUCCUGCAGCAGCGUUCUGCCGUACGGAUACUCUCUGAAGUGCUUUUUUAGCCUUGACACAGCUGUUUCCAUACCAGGAUGUGAUGUUCUGUGUGAGGAUGCUCUUCUCACACAGAACCUGUGUGAGGAUUUUCUAUACAGUGCCUGUAUAGAAAAUCCUGAGGAUCACUGGAGAGACCCUGAACUUCCUCAGUUGUCAUAUGUGGUACAGGUGCUGCCUAGCCUUUUGGUCUGCACCUGAAUGUGGGCAGACCAUGCCAGGUCUGAGGAGAUGUGGACACUAAGGUACUUGAAGAACUGCACCCUCUCCACUAGAGCUCCAUUAAUGAUAAUGGG